This is a messenger RNA of Patiria miniata (bat star), 2247 nucleotides long. RefSeq names its product monocarboxylate transporter 13-like. Gene Ontology annotation, molecular function: monocarboxylic acid transmembrane transporter activity. The transcript is spliced from 4 exons. Bases 71 to 1327 code for a protein of 418 amino acids. The record is from RefSeq and is a predicted model, not a curated record. Lineage: Eukaryota; Metazoa; Echinodermata; Asteroidea; Valvatida; Asterinidae. Gene Ontology annotation, biological process: transmembrane transport.
UUCGGUUUUGCGUCAUUAGCCCCCGAACUGUGGCACAAGACAGUGUAGGCCAAGCUGAGUAUGAUUCAGUAUGGAUUUCGAUACUACCGGGUGUUUCUUGGUCCUGUUGUCGUUUACCAUUAAUUUUAUGUGGGGAUGUGUUUUCAAAAGUCUAGGCGUGUUGUUGCCGACGCUGACGGAGCAAUUCACCACGCACACAUGGAUCAUUGGAACAAUUGCAUCAAUAACAGCAGCUACUGCAGAUAUUGGAGCUAUUCUAACCAUGGCCCUGGAAGAACGAUUCAGCUAUCGCCCUUUGUUAAUCGUCGGUAGUGUGGUAUUCAGCGUAGGCUUGCUUUUGGUUCCUCUUUCAUCAAGUACUAUUCACAUAGCCCUGGCAUUGGCAACUCUUGUAGGACCAAGCAUGGGAAUUAUCACUCUCUUGGUUAAUGUCCUACAAGCACGACACUUCCAAAGGCGUUACACUUUGGCCUGUGGGAUUGGCCAUGUCGGAAAUGCAGUUGCCUUUCUUGCUUUUGCACCGAUGACGCAGCUUUUCCUCGACACCUACGGUUGGAGAGGAGCGGCGCUGCUUAUUGCUGGAAUCAGUAUGCAUCAGAUUGCUAGCGCAGCCGUUGUCAGGGUCACCAAAGCACAGUACGAGCCUCUUACCGAUAGCUUAGAUAACCACCAGGAUGACACCGACAAGGAAGGAUGCAGCAGUCGUGGCAAGAAAUCUUGUCUUCAUCUCCUUAAAGCUAUAGAUCUCGGAAUACUGACAGAGUUCAAGUUUUGGAUUGCAUUUAUGUGUCGAUUCGGAGUGACUUGUGCAUUCGAUUCUUGGAUGUUGUAUUACGUUCCUCAUUUAGAAGUCAAGGGCUUCCCGCCCCUUGUGGCUGCCGCACUUUGCUCGGCAGCUGCCGUCGGAUAUUUUCUCGGGGCAAUCGUCUGGGCGCCAUUCAUCGACCGAGACAUGGUGAAAUGCUCAACAGCGAUAAUCAUCAGCAGCCUAUUUCUGACUCUCUCGUUCGUCGUGGAUCCCUGGGUGACUGACAUUCCUAGCUGUGUAUUCGUCACCUUCGUCUGUGGGUUGUUCGCCUCAGCAGUGUAUACACUCGUUGACGUCUUGGUCAAAGACAUCUUUGAAAUGGAUCGACUUGUGAGCGCGUUCGCAUGGGUUAAGUUCUUCCUCUUCGUACCCAGACUUUUUGGCGGGUUCGUACCUGGUUGGGUAUACGACACCAGAGGAAGCUACGACUUGGCGUUUAUUGUGAUCGGCCUGGUACCAACGAUCUGCCUCGUCCCUCUGAUUAUUGGGAUACUGCGGAAGACAACAAAAGGCUUGUAAAGGGGCGUCUAUACUGCAGAGGCAAUUAUUCUACGUUCCUACCUCUUGGGAACGAGUUCACAAAAUCGUAUAGUACUAACCUCGUCUCCAUGGCCUCGAGCAGCUCGAUACCACUAGCUUUCUCUCGUCCUUAUAAUCACACCCAAAACAAUUCUGGAUGUUACAACUGAAUGCAUAAUAGUCUGGUGUCUUUACAACACCGCGAUUUAUUUAUUUAUUGUGUGAUCGGGCACGACCCAAUCAUUGUUAUAGAAUUGUUUGGAAAAAAAUGUUUCUUUCUUUUCGUCUAUUUUUCCGACCAAUUAUUCUAUGUGGGUUUUAACCAACAUCAUCCCAGAUCCAAAGGUGUGGACAUUACUCCUACGUUAUGAUGACGUCAUCGGGUAUGCACGCGAUUCUAGUUGAAACAGUGACAAAAUGAACAAAAUAAUCAACAAGGUUUGUAAUUUGUCAUUAGAUAGCUAAUUACUUGAUAUUUGUUUUGUUGUGUACGUAAAGUCGUUUGACUUUUUCUUCCGGGGCAACCGGAAGGUCAAAAUUAGGUGAAUUCAAAAUAAAAACAUGAGCCUCGAAUCAAAACAAACCAAAAUUUCUUCCAAACGGUUCAUGGGAUGAGGAUCAAACCUGAUAUGAAUUUGAACCCAGGUCCGAAGAUGUGAACAGUUUGUGAUGUAACCAUUACGUCAUCAUGUAUCAUAUUACAAGUGAUAUACUUUCAAAAUUUGAAUAAUUAUUUUCAACCAUAUCUUUUCAAGUGAUUGGAGAACCGUUCUCCGGCAUUGUUUCAGAUCAGUUAGACAUUGCCUCAUUACAAGCAAUAUGAUUCCUGGGCACAAAGUCGCUUGAUCUUUACUUUCGGUGUUCCCAGCAGUGCAAUGAAAAUUGAAUAUAACCUGAAAACGGAAGCAUUUUACUUCAGA